GCCAAAAAAAGCUUAACAAAGUUGUUCAGCUAAAUGGGUAUGGAUUUAUGAGGAAUUAUCGUGGUACCUACGAGGUUCUCGUGGUACUUUUCGGUCAUUGCGAAACGAUGAGACCUCAAAUCAGCCACUUAUAAAUCCUCUGGGUUUUAUUGUUCGCCAUUCAUUUUUUAUAGACGCGCAAAAUUUUCUCACAUGCUCUACAUAUUUUCAUUGAAAUCGGACAUGAUUCCCCAUGGGGAAUUCAAAAGUAGAUCCAAGACUUUCACUCGUUACCCUUUCUCUCAUAUCUUACUUGGCCCCCAGUCAAAAGACCCCUCUCUCUGUACAUAUCUACAAUGUCUCCACAUUAGAUUGAUCCCCCUUCCUUUCUCCACUGUUGAUUUUUCAAGAGAUAUAGAAGUAUCAAAAGUUCGCUUUUUUUUUCUUUAUUCGACUUUUUCCAAAUUUUUGGUCAUCGUCAUCGUUAUAGGGGUAUUAUAUUUCUUUGUUUAAUGGUUAUGCAACGUCAUCUGAUGAGAUUUAUUGGAUGACCAUUUUACUAUAAAUUAUCAUACAUCAUCUCAAAUUCCAUAUCCAUCAAGCAGCGGAAAUAACUCCGAGUAAUUGAUCCUACAAGGAAAACAACUCAUUUACGAUUUUCCCCAAAACUAGUCGUUGAACAUCAAAAUGGUAGGAGGAUUAGAUGAUUCGGAUAGAAAGGUGGAGAGAGCGGAGGUUGAGCAAUAUGAGACAGGUCCACCAGCGAAGAGAUCAUUUGGUGGAAAAGUAAAAAGACAUUGUGCUCGAUUUUGGUGGAUUCAUCUUAUAAUUUUCUGUAUAUCAUUUCUCAUCAUUGCAUUAUGUCUUGUUUAUGUCGCUAUGCCUAAGAUUGCCCAAGAUGGUGUUAAUGAUUCUUCUCUCGAAAUCACUCAACUCAAAUUUACAGAUCCAACUCCAGAUACCAUCGUUCUUAGUCAAGUAGGAAUACUUCAUAGUCCUUCGAUGUACACACCUACUCUUGACCCAUUCAAUGCCUCCUCAUAUCUAGUCACAGAUGGCCAAUAUGCUUCUUCGCCAAUGGUCAUCAUCCCUCUACCCAAAAUCCACGCUCUCCACCCUAAAUCCACAAUCUCAGUCGAAAACCGAGAAGUAUCAAUCGUAAGCCUCGAUGCUCUCUCCGACUAUACCACCGCUGUCCUCUCCAACGAAUACGUUACCACAGCCCUCGUUGGAAAAACCAAACUCCACGAAGGUGCCCUCCCCGUCAUCACCGUAAACUACAACCAAACAUCCACAUACAAAGGACUCAACGGUCUCAAAGGCUUCAACGUCACCAACGUCCGCGUCAAUCUCACUGCUCUCUCCGGCCCAAAUCUUUCCGGCUACGCAUAUAUUCCCAAUCCCUCCGAUAUGACCAUCGUCAUGGGCGAUGUCACCUUGGAACUCUCCACCGCCACGGGAGUCGUCGGUAAUUCCACAAUAGCAAACAUGACAUUAGUACCGGGAAACAAUACUCUUCCAAUGAUUGGAACGAUGGAUCAAUCAAAAGUACUAGGAAGUGCGGAUCUGACGACCGGAAUCGUUGAGUUGAGUAUUGUGGGGAAGAGUGCAAUUUACAAUGGCGAACAUUUGGUAUAUUAUGAGAGGGCACUCGCAAGUAAUAAUUUGAGCUUGGCGUUGAAUGUGGUGCAGGUUGUGAAGGACAGUUCCGGGGGUUUGCUUUGAGGAACUGGGGUUUAGACAGGGGGGAGGGAGGAUCCAAAGACAGGAGCAGAAGAAAACGGGUGUGGGAUUAUGGAAAUAAAUAAUUAAAAAUUCUCACCUGGUGUGAAGGAGUAGUCGUGUUUGUGUUUUUCGGCGAAGGGUGAUGGGCCUACCUUCCUACUUUCCCUGUUGCCACACUGCGAGGGUGGUAAAUGAUGCGAGGCGGGGGUUGGUUAAUCGAUCGUGUUUCUUGCAUGAUUAUUUGCUUGCUUGCCUACUUGUUUACUGGCGCGGUCGUGGAUUUGAAUAUAUGAUACCUACCUACCUACCUACCUACAUGAUUACCCAUAUAAUUUCGUUGGAAUAGAAAAAGAUGUUUGUUACUAGUAUACUGCUUAUUAGUAUCAUAUAUGAUUUCCAGCUAAUUUACUUAACUGGUCUCCAAAUCUAAAGACUUGCAUUGCGAUUACAAUUACAAUCA
This is a messenger RNA of Botrytis cinerea B05.10, 2164 nucleotides long. RefSeq lists its product as hypothetical. The transcript has 2 exons. Lineage: Eukaryota; Fungi; Ascomycota; Leotiomycetes; Helotiales; Sclerotiniaceae. The coding region runs from base 667 to 1704 and encodes 345 amino acids. The record is from RefSeq and is a predicted model, not a curated record. Gene Ontology annotation, cellular component: fungal-type vacuole membrane.